AUGACUACCCCCCGGAGCGACCUGAAGAACAUGGAGCACAGCGCUGACUAUUUCCUCAGUGGAGGAGAUUUGUAUAUCUUGGUCGGGGGCGUCCUUUUCCGGGUCCAUUCGUUCUUCUUUGAGAGGGACUCGGCCAAAUUCCGCGACAUCCUAAGCACUCCUGUCUCCCCGAGUCAAACACGCCCCGGGUCGACGGACUCCAAGCCCAUGAUGAUGAUGAACUGCAGCUCAUCGGACUUCUCCAAAUUUCUUUGGGUCUUUUACAACCCUAAAUACUCGAUCUACAACGCUACCCCCGCGGAAUGGAUCGGUAUCCUCAAGAUCGCGCACGAAUAUGAAUUUUUGGAAGUCAAGAACCUCGCCAUUCGCGGCCUCGACACAUCCGACCUCACCGUCGUCCAAAGGAUCCGGAUAUACGAGACCUACCAGGCAGAUACCAUGUACCUUCUCCCUCUCUACGCGACGAUGUGUAUGAGAGAAGAUGGUCCGACCGACGACGAGACAGAGGAGAUGGGUAUGAAGACCUCCUUGAUGAUCUUCCGCGCACGGGAGCGCCUCCGGGCGGAUGGCAGCAAGAGCCCUCUCCCUAGUGGCAUCGACGAGAGUGAGGUAUUUAGGAUGCUUUACUCUUUCCUUGGAGUCAAUCCUGCACCCAGCAACACGAAUACCAGCAACACCGGUGAGGUGAUUCCCGUGUGGGCUGCUCCCUUUUCGUUGCUGACUCUUUCUGUCAUCAUUCCGAAUCUGUUAGGUGCGUCUUCGGCGAACGCGAACGGACGCCAUGACCCUCAGGACGCCAACGGGAAGAAGAAGGCCAAGACCAAUGGCCCUCGCGAUCGAUCCAACUCUCAUACUGGGGACGGCGCCGGAAUUGGCGACCAAUUCUUCGGCCCCGGGUUCAGCGAUCCGUCGGCUAAGUCUCGACGCAACGGGAAGACGUGA
Molecule: messenger RNA, 942 nt
Organism: Cyclocybe aegerita
Lineage: Eukaryota; Fungi; Basidiomycota; Agaricomycetes; Agaricales; Hemipholiotaceae
Source: the annotation of a GenBank genome assembly